Siniperca chuatsi (mandarin fish) is the source of this 2532-nucleotide messenger RNA. RefSeq names its product purine nucleoside phosphorylase 6 (gene pnp6). Gene Ontology annotation, cellular component: cytoplasm. Gene Ontology annotation, biological process: nucleoside metabolic process. Gene Ontology annotation, molecular function: purine-nucleoside phosphorylase activity. The record is from RefSeq and is a predicted model, not a curated record. Lineage: Eukaryota; Metazoa; Chordata; Actinopteri; Centrarchiformes; Sinipercidae.
UGUCAAACACGACACACAGACAGCGUCUUCUCAGUAGAUUGGUCCCGCUCAUCAUCAGACAUGGAAGCGCCGUCCUCCUCCUCCUCCAGUCAGUGCAGUUAUGAAGAUUAUAAGGAGACAGCAGACUGGCUGAAGGCCCACACAGAGCAGCGUCCUAAAGUCGCCAUCAUCUGUGGUUCAGGCCUGGGCGGUCUGGCUGACCUGCUGAGUGACAAGACUGUGGUCCCGUACAAGGAUAUUCCACGUUUUCCCAUUAGCACUGUGCCAGGCCAUGCCGGUCAGCUGGUGUUCGGGAAGCUGCAGGGCCGUGAGUGUGUCUGCAUGCAGGGGAGAUUCCACUUCUACGAGGGCUACAACAUACACACGGUGACGUACCCGGUGCGAGUCUUCUUCCUGCUGGGCGUGAAAACUCUGAUUGUGACUAACGCAGCGGGAGGACUCAAUGGCAGUUACGAUGUGGGAGACAUCAUGCUCAUUAAGGAUCACAUCAACAUGCCGGGUUUUGCAGGGCAGAACCCACUGUGUGGUCACAAUGAUGAAAGGUUUGGAGUGCGUUUCCCUUGCAUGUCGGAUGCGUAUGACCUUGAGUUGAGGGCUCUGGCCAAGCAAACAGCAAAGGAGCAGGGCUGCAACAGUUUCCUGCAGGAAGGGGUUUACUGCAUGCUGGCUGGACCAACAUACGAGACCAUUGCAGAGUGCAGACUCCUGCAGACGCUGGGGGCUGACGCUGUGGGUAUGAGCACAGUGCCAGAGGUGGUGGCGGCUCGUCACUGUGGCUUGCGUGUCUUGGGUCUGUCCCUCAUCACCAACAAGGUCGUGGCAGAUUAUGACAGCAAUGAGAAGGCAAACCAUGAGGAGGUCCUGAGGACCACCCAGCGCCGGACCCAGGACAUCCAGAGGCUCGUCAGCCACCUCAUCACCAAGAUCUAGUGCCUUCAUCUAAAAUCUGCUGACAAAGUUCACAUUGUUUCAAACCUCACAAUUAAGUAACUAGAGAGCAAUCAUAGCUUUGGGCAAAAGGUAAAAAGUAUGUGCAGAUGGUGAGCUGCUCAAGUGGGUGUGGAUAAAGUAUUACUUAUUUGGGUAUUGUAUUGGCUAACAUGGUUAACUGGGGGAGUGAGUGAGAGGUUUUUGAGGAAGAGAGCAGAGCAAAGACAAAAAUGUUGAGAAUGUCAACAUGCCACUUAGAGCUGCUUGUAAUGUUGCCGGAAUGUUGACAACGUAUAUGUCUAGUUUUUACUUAAAUUUCUCAUAUGAAUACAGGCUAUAUGUCUUAUUUGUCUUCAACGAGAGCAAUGUAUGCAACUAUCACUUACGAAUACAUCAUCUACGGUACUAGCUUAAGAUGUAUUCAGAAGACACUGUGCACUUAUGCGUUGGCCUUGCCAUGUUGGUGCAGGUCUAGAGGGAACAGUCCAUUACUUCUCUAGCAGGGAAUUAGAAGUUAAUCCAAAUAAUAACAGUUGCUUAUCAAAGAGAAUAAUUCUUGUGAUCAAACAGGAUGACUGGGACCAACUAGCACCUACUUCCCUUUAUUUUGUGAUUGCUUGUUAUUAACAAUAUACAGUCAAUACUUUUUUUUAGCUAUAAAUCAAAGUGGGUAGAUUUACAUUCCACUCAGAGUUGUUUAUUUUGGAAGUAGACAAGUGACUUAUUUUAAUGACCUAAUGUGUUUAUUGAUGGAAACAUUUUACAAAAUGGCAAUGGCAUGCCAAUCCUAAUCCUUGUCGGAUCUCCAUUGAAAAAGGAAAUAAGGUUAGGUAGCUGAAUCAAUUUCUGAAAAACCUCUCCAAUAAUAGAGUUCUUAGUUUUAGUGAUCUUGUAGAUCUGUGGAUUUAUAUAUAGAAAACGAAUGAAUCACUAUAAAAACCACAAUAUAAUCUGAAAGAAAUACCUAAAGUCAAAGGCUAAUCUGGUCAAGCAGUAAUGAUGUAUGAAGGUUUUUCUGCGGUGGAUUGCAUUUGGAUCAGUUUUAUUUGUACGCAAAGAGACAACAACACUGUAAUAUCAGGAAGGGUUAUAAUACAUGUGCCUGCGGUUUUCAAUCUUCUCCACGCUGAUCUGGAACCUCCUGCCAGGUUCCCUUGACCGUCUCAUUCAUUAGAGCUGGGAAGGCCAGAGAAAUCCUAGAUCAGCAGACCAUUUGUAUCAGGCUUAACAUCAACAUGCUAAUGGAAGUCUUAAAGAUCGGGAGCUGCUCCAAACACAAUAAGCAGGGAAACUUAUUAUUUGCAUUUAAUCAAUUUUAAGAUGUACUACCAUACUUUCCUGUAUGAGUACAACUCCAAAUGUUGUAUUUUGUUUCCUUGUUAGUCUUCUGUUGUCUGGUUUGUGAAGUCUUCCACAGUUUGUCUUUAUUAGACUGAAUAACCACUAUAUAUUGCAUGCUCAGUCGAAUCAUAUUUACUGUAUCCAGGUCUAUGGUUAGAAUUUAACUCACUUACAAGAUAAACCUACUAUGUCUCUGUUGACUUAAAACAAUUUAUUUUCAUGCAAAUGCUACUGCUGUCAAAUAAAAAUUUACAGAAGGCA